Molecule: messenger RNA, 877 nt
Organism: Lacerta agilis (Sand lizard)
Lineage: Eukaryota; Metazoa; Chordata; Lepidosauria; Squamata; Lacertidae
Product: V-set and immunoglobulin domain-containing protein 10-like
Exons: 3
Coding region: 215-877 (220 amino acids)
Source: RefSeq, a predicted model, not a curated record
AAGCCAUGAAGUGGGAAACCCACGCCACCAGGUGAAGGGAAUCCUGGGAGGAUCAGUCUUGUUUCCUGCCAAUGUAUCUCAAGGAAUAACAGUAGAGAAAAUUGAAUGGGACUUCCGCCCACAAAGGCAUGACCUGGGCUAUUGGCUGGGGGAAUUCAGUCAUGGGAAACUGGGGCACCCAAGUCCCACUGGCCGGUUUGGACAACGGCUAGACAUGGUGAACGAGACAACAAUAAAGCUCAGAGACCUGGAGUUGGAUGAUGGUGGAAUCUACAAUACUCGCAUCUGGUUUACUAAAACACAGUUUCAAGAACAGCAUUUCAACCUCACUGUUUAUGAGCCAGUGCCAACCCCACAGAUACACCACCAAGUGGAAUCCAAGACUCCAGGUGGAUGUAACGUGACCUUGCGAUGCCACACACCUGGAAGGGAAGAGCUCAAGGUCUCCUGGGAUACAGGGGGUCCGCACAGGGCUUUGGGAAAGAGUGUGAAUCGCUACCAGGUUUCUGACAAUGGCCAGGACCUCCGUGUCUUCUCCUGGAACAGUUCUUUCUACUCCAAAUUCACCUGCCUGGUCAGCAAUCCUGUUGACCAAAAGAGAGCCUCCUUUGACUUGCUCAGCAUCUGCGAGAGUGAUGAAGGUGGACAGUUUGGACCAUUGAGUUGGAGUCCACGGGUUAUCUCUUCCCUCAUAUUUCUUCUGGUGAUAAUAGUGGUGGUUAUGGUGAAUUGGAUGUGCUGGAAGAUCAGAUUAGAAAGGAAUAGAAGAGGUAGGACCAUCUCUAUUGAUCUUCUUCCCACCUCGCCUGAGAUGGGGGCUUCCUGCCAAGUAUACCUCUUCCUUUUUUUGCUUAUUCCAAGAGGCAGAGACUGGUGA